This is a messenger RNA of Peronospora matthiolae, 597 nucleotides long. Lineage: Eukaryota; Oomycota; Peronosporomycetes; Peronosporales; Peronosporaceae. The record is from the annotation of a GenBank genome assembly.
AUGACGGAUGCACAACAACGGAAGCUCGCGUUGCAACCUUUCGAUGAAAAGGAGCUCUUCCAUGGUCUCGGUAGCGGCUUCAUGGAGUGGGGAAAGGAAUUCGUCCGCAAAGUCGGAUUUGCAGAGCGUGCAUGUAGUUUCGCGUGGCCAAAGGGCAUUAAGGUUGAUGUUUUAGGCAGGCACCUAGCCGAAAGGCACAAAGCCGAAAGGCACAUAAGUACUAUCGUCGGCAGGUUGAGACACGGUGGCUCCAAGGCACAUAAGUACUAUCGUCGGCAGGUUGAGACACGGUGGCUCGAGAGCAACACCCUAGAACAUACAAUGCAGAGAAUGCUGAAGACAUUUACCACGAAGAUUUCACCGGCGCAGAGCAUGAAGUUAUCUACGGCACCCAAGGCAACCCACCGAAACUGGACGGACCACUUCUUGUACCUGACGGCCAUCAGUGACGCCUGUGGUGGCACCAACAACCUCGUGCUGGACAACAUCGUCCAUUAUGCUGAUCCACGUAUGCGAACAACGAUGUUGUCCAAGUUAAACACCAACCGGCUCGACUACCUGCGUCAAACAGAGGAAUUGGCUCAAUUUGCGCACUAA